AUGUCUCAAGUUGGCGCAGUGCCGCAAUCAUGCUCGAUUCUGCCCGAGAAACCACCGGCAGAGAAAGCCCAUGUCUGCUCGCAUCCGGGCUGUAACAAGCGCUUCACACGUGCAGAGCAUCUUCGCCGGCAUGCGCUGAACCACAAGAACGAGGACAACACCUGCGAAAGGUGUGGUGUCCAUUUCAACAGACCUGACUUGCUAGCCUCAUCCAUUCAAGUCACUGAGGCUGUAAAUUCCUCCUCCACGUCGUCGUCCGCUUCUAUCCGGAGUUUUAAUGACAAGGCUGCUACCCCCCCGGGCAGCCACAAUCAAGAUAGCAGUUCAAAUCUAACCUCGCCGCCUUCGAUUGGAGAACUGAACUAUCAUGGCCAGGACCAUGGCGCUGGCUCUGUAGCUCCCAUCUCCCCGCCAACAUCCGUGCAUCCCUCAUGCUCGAGUGUCAAUUUGGACAGUGGCGCGCUGGAUAAUUGCCAGCCGGUUCAUCACCCUGAUCCUCUCAUAGCCCCAAUGGUGCCUGGGGGUCCUUACGAGCCGUACGCAGAGCCAAUCCCGGGCCAGUUCGAUGCUGCAGACGGUUCAUGGAGGAGCCAGGAUUUAGGACCUGGUAUGGACUAUGAGGAAUUUUUUGAUUUGGAUACUGCAACCUCUUUUAACAUGCCAUUUGCCGCUACACAUAAUUACAACUGGCUCUUCGAUGUGACAUCAUUGGAUGACGCCUUUAACCAUAGUGACGUGUCGCUGGCUAUGGACAUGGUCAGCUUUGCAGAACCGGUGCCUGAUAUGUGGUCACAGACUCAACAGCGUGAUAACGAAUUUUUCAGCCAACCCAUUUCCUCGGCAUCAGAAUCAGCAAGGAACCCUAGCAGUAUCUCAUCAGAUCCACCCAUUCAACCUUCCGGAGACGCUUCUUCUAGUGUGGAAUUUCCUGUUGAUAGGAGCCAGACCUCCCCGUCGUCGCCUGUCCAGAUCUCCACGGCGACUCUUGAUGAUUCCAACCAGCUCACACUGUCUACCUUUUCCAACAUGGACUGGAUCGGCCAAACACCUUCUACAAAGGUUGUACUAAGGAAAUUACCUCAAAUAAGCGAGGCUGCAAGAACGAGGUUAUUGCGGCUUGUCUCCCAAUUACAACCUAUGACUGUAGAAGGAAACCGAAUUGAGCUCUCGUCCCCUCUUCUCUCCAUCAACGCUCUUCAAACGUACUGUGACCUCUUCUUCACAAAAUUUAAUGUCUCGUAUCCACUAAUCCAUCAACCAACAUUUGAUCCAGACCGAAUCGAUACAUUGCUACUUGCUGCCAUGGUAUCAAUGGGCGCCUCAUACAGCACUAUGGAAGCCCACCAGUUGGCCGUCGGAAUGCAUGACUCGCUACGCAAUCAACUCUUUUCCCAUCAAUCAUUCUCCCCACAGCCUGACCUUUGGGUCCUCCAGGCAAUGAUGUUGAUCGAUUGCUUUGGGAAACAACGAGCCGGCCUAAAACAGCGUGAGAUGUCUCAGCUAUUCCACUGUGUCCUCAUCAAACUUAUUCGGCGAAGCAAUUGUCAGCUCAUUCGGACCUCUCCCGUAGCGGAACGGCCGGAUAAUCUUGAUUCAGCAUGGAGGCAGGCAAUGGACCUAGAACAGAGGAAGCGGCUCGCCAUGCUUUGCUUCAUGUGGGACACUCAGCAUGCGGUGCUCUUCUCACAAUCUCUUUGCAUGUCAGCAUUUGAAAUCAGGACCUCCUUGCCAUGUGACGAGGCUACGUGGGAGGCAAGGACUGCCGAAGAAUGGUUCGAGUGCUCACACGCAGAGAAACCGCAUAGUGCCUUCCUACUCGUUCUGAAAGCAUACAUAACCCCCAACACCACCAACCGUCCACGAUACCUCAAUGCUCUGUCAAGGAUCUUCCUCUUACACGGCCUGAUGUCCAUAUCUUCCGACCUCAAACGCCGAGACCAAACCACCCUACGAUCAGAAACACCAAACCUAGUAGGCGCCUGGAAGGCCCGCAUCGGCCGCUCCUACGACUUGUGGAAAAACGACUUCGACGCAGAUUGCAUGGACAUGAAAUUAAACCAGACGUCCGAUCCGCGAAAAUUCGUCGGCCUCAAAACAGCAACCAACGUCAUGUACCACGCUGCGCACAUCACACUGAAUGUCGAAGUGCUCGAUUUACAGAUAUAUGCGGGUGCACCACAUAUUCUCGGACGGUUGGUAACGGCCAGUGACUUUGAUCGGUCCCAACGGGUCGUCACGCGCUGGCUGAACGAGGACCCGCACUCAGCAGCCAAGGCGACCAGGCAUGCCUCGUACAUCCUGCAGGAUGCAAUCAUGAAUCUUAACGACUGGGACGAGACGGAUGUCUUCCAUUACCCCUGGUGCCUGUAUCUGGCGACUCUGACGUGCUGGGCCUUCCAUCUCCCGACGUCAUCAAGCUCCCCUUGCUCUUCCUCGACAGCGUUGGUCAGACGGACGGAGAUAAGCAAUGAUAAUAACAGCGAGCAACAGGGGCAACAACAGCAACUACAGCAUCCGAGUCCCGCGCCGCGCAUACCUGGCUCUAUCUCCCUAAACCCCCGCAAUGAAGUGGCCACCCUAGUAAUCGCCAUGACGACCUGUAACACGUUGGAGGAUCUCUCCUCGCUGGCGGGCAAGUUCGACACGACGGGAUUGACGUGCAUUAUGAGCCAGCAGCUGGCCAGUGUACGCUGGGCGGUGGUGCAUGAUGCAAUGAAGGUUUUGGUGACUUUAUCGAGCAGGUAGGGUGGCUGGAAGAUUGAAUUCUGGAGUUGCUAGUUGUCUUUUUCUGGACUUUUUCUUUUCUUUCAUUUGUUCUAUUGCGCUGUAUCCUCGAGAAAAAAAAUGGCUUCGUUCAUUAUACUAUAGGGCGGGGAUCAGUCGGGGAUGGCGGGGUGUUUUUGCAUUGAUAUAUCCUCUGAAAGUUUUUUUUCCUCUUUCCUUCUUUUUCUUUCUUGGUUGUGUUUGUAGAGGUUUUGCACUUUUCUUUUCCCUAUCAUUAUUGGAUAUACGACCGGGUUUCUGGGGCGAAACAUAUAAUUCUGCAAUGACGAAAUUUUUGUCGCUGGCUUCUUUGUAUUUUAACAACAGCUGGCAUCUGAGCGUGGUAUGGCGGCGCGGUAUUUAUUAUUUGUUGUUUAUUACCUACCAUCCAUGGCAUAAAAUAGACAUAUUUCGUGU
Messenger RNA from Histoplasma capsulatum G186AR, 3180 nucleotides. RefSeq lists its product as uncharacterized. Gene Ontology annotation, molecular function: DNA-binding transcription factor activity, RNA polymerase II-specific; zinc ion binding; RNA polymerase II cis-regulatory region sequence-specific DNA binding. Gene Ontology annotation, cellular component: chromatin. The transcript has 4 exons. The record is from RefSeq and is a predicted model, not a curated record. Bases 1 to 2745 code for a protein of 914 amino acids. NCBI's taxonomy places the organism in Eukaryota, Fungi, Ascomycota, Eurotiomycetes, Onygenales, Ajellomycetaceae. Gene Ontology annotation, biological process: regulation of transcription by RNA polymerase II; DNA-templated transcription.